AUGAUGGUAAUACCCGGCGGUUUACCACACGUCCGUAAAACACCGCUGCUAGCGCCACCGCCGCCGGUGUUCCGCUCGACGGACGACCUGCAGAAGCUCAUUUCGCCUCGUUUUCUCGCCCGAGAAGCGCGCGCGCGACCCGUUCCGACCAACGAGUGGUGGGGCAAUUUGCUCGCGUGGGACGGACAGCGCGAGAGCGACGCCGUGUUCCCCGGCCCCUACACGUACAAAGUGCUGUCGGCUCAGUCCGGGGACAUGGGCAGCGGCUUCUCGGUGAGCUAUUUGCUGCAGUACCGGACGGACGGCCCGAAGAACGAGAACGGCGCUCCUCGUUUCUACUAUUACGCACCGACGAUCAAGAACCUGAUCUUCUCGGCCGUGCAGCUCGCUGCCCGAUCGGGUGCACCUCCUUUUCGCAUCCACAUGUGGGACGACGUGGGCGUGCACCUCUCGAUGGCUGGAAUGAGCCUGUACUUGUCAUUGGGGGCUGCGUUCACGACCGUGGAGUACCAGGACAUGCAGGCACAAGUGGGUACAGAGCACGCUAUUGUUGCUAUCAACGGAGCUCCUGCGCGAGACGGCCACCAGGUCCACGGCAGCAGCUUUGUAAUCUCGUUGAACAACGGACAGCAGUGGGUGCUCUACUUUUUCCCCAGUGCUGGUGGCAACACUGCGCUCGUGUACCAGGCCAACAAACUCACGACAACGUCAAACUUCACGGGAGUUGUGCAAGCGGCGUUCGUGUCGACAAGCGCAGAGCAGCCGAAGGGCCCGCAAGAUACCCGCAAGAUCCUGCAGCUGUACCACGCAAGUGCCGGCAUUUACGCAAAAGGAGCUACGGUGCAGACGCUGAACGCAGACGCGUUUGUCUUUCACUGGCAGCUCGCGACGGCUGUAGGCUGCAACCCGGGAAAUCGCUUCCUCCACUUUGCGUUGACGCACUUACAGGCGAUGCUCGACCCGUCCACGGUGGAAGCAAGGCAUGAACUUGUGCUGCAUUCGCACACUCAUGGACCGUUGUUCGCGUACAUGCUGGUGACGCCACCGGGUUCCAGUCCGUCGUGGCUUUGCCACGUGCCCCGAGCGGACAGUCAGGGCGUCGAGGCGUGUGCAGCGUUUUAUCCACCACGUGCUGGCUGCCUUACUGCAGAGGAGGUUCGAAGGUUGAACCUAUGUCGCAUCGUCACGGACGAGAUUCACGGAGAUUGGGCGUUACCUCAUGAAGGAAGCUACUACUUCAAAGGAAAAGCUCUGCAGAAGUAUGGCACCAUGUGCCUUGUGGCCCGGCAGCUAGCAGACACGACGAGCCCUGAAAUGCGGAACGUGGCGCAACAUGGCGUAUCGAAGCUUCAGCAACUGCUGUGCGAGUUUGCGAGCAAUCGGUCGGCGUUCCCACUUGUGUACGACACAGUGUAUAAGGGAAUCAUCUCGAGCGAGGCGCUGGUCAAGCAUGACAUGAAUGUCGAUUUUGGCAAUGGAGUCUACAACGACCACCACUAUCACUAUGGCUAUCCCAUAACUGCUGCAGCCAUGGCCCUCUACUUGGAUCCACAUUGGCGUCAUUCGGCUGAUGCCGUCAAGGUCCGAACUUUCAUCGACGCUCUGAUCCGGGACGUGGCUACAGCUUCACCUGCCGGCAGCGAUCCGUAUUUUCCGCGUUUCCGGCACUUUAACUGGUGGCUCGGUCACUCCUACUCACACGGUGUGACUCCGAUGGCGGACGGAAAGGAUGAAGAGUCGACAUCGGAAGAGGUCAACUUUCUGUACGGCGUUGCCCUGUAUGGCCAAGCCACGGAGAACGUCGAACAGCAGGCGCUGGGAAAGCUGAUGCUCAAGGUCUACGUGCGCGCAGUGAACACGUACUUCUUGCUUCGGAACGGCGGUCCUUCGAUCCACCCUGCAGGCUUUGCAAAGAACAAAGUCACGGGUGUCUUCUUUGACAACAAAUGCGACUACACAACGUGGUUUAGUCCGAACAAGGAAUGCAUUCAUGGCAUCCAGAUGAUCCCCGUGUCCCCGAUCCUCGAAAUCUCGCGACCGCCACGCUUCGUACGAGAGGAAUGGGACGAAGUGCUCAGCAAGUUGCCCUUUGUGCGCAAAUGGAAGGCGCAUCAAUCCGGCUGGACGUCGCUGCUGUUUGCCAACUACAGCGUCCUGAACCGUGCAGCGGCUCUCGAAGUGCUUGCCACGUGUCCCAUGGACGACGGUCUCAGUCGCGCCUGGGCGUUGUAUUACGCGGCUACACGACCCCCACCCUCUUGCUAG
Hyaloperonospora brassicae is the source of this 2265-nucleotide messenger RNA. The record is from the annotation of a GenBank genome assembly. Lineage: Eukaryota; Oomycota; Peronosporomycetes; Peronosporales; Peronosporaceae.